ACAGUCACUGUUUUCCAGAAGCUGCAAAAUCACCACCAGCACUUUUAAAUUUGGAGUAUCCUUUCGCGAAUCCCCUGUUUUUCCAGAUUGUUUGAACUUCUCUGGCCGCACAAUACAGGAAGGAGGCUGAAGCAGCUCAGGGACCUCCAGCGUCUGCAGCAUGGGCUGGUUCACUGGGAUUGCCUGUCUUUUCUGGGGUGUAUUACUUACAGCCAGAGCAAACUAUGCAAACGGAAAGAACAAUGUGCCAAGACUGAAAUUAUCGUACAAAGAAAUGUUGGAAUCCAACAAUGUGAUCACUUUCAAUGGCUUGGCCAACAGCUCCAGUUAUCACACCUUCCUUCUGGAUGAGGAACGGAGUAGACUGUAUGUGGGAGCAAAAGAUCAUAUAUUUUCAUUCAACUUGGUGAAUAUUAAAGAUUUUCAAAAGAUUGUGUGGCCAGUAUCUUAUACCAGGAGAGAUGAAUGCAAAUGGGCUGGAAAAGAUAUCCUGAAAGAAUGUGCCAAUUUCAUCAAGGUCCUCAAGGCUUAUAAUCAGACUCACUUGUACGCCUGUGGAACUGGGGCUUUCCAUCCAAUUUGCACCUAUAUUGAAGUUGGACAUCAUCCUGAGGAUAACAUUUUUAAACUGCAGGACUCACAUUUUGAAAACGGUCGUGGGAAGAGUCCUUAUGACCCCAAACUACUGACUGCCUCUCUUCUAAUCGAUGGUGAGUUGUACUCAGGAACUGCUGCAGAUUUCAUGGGCCGAGACUUCGCUAUCUUCAGAACGUUGGGGCACCAUCACCCCAUCAGGACGGAGCAGCAUGACUCCCGGUGGCUCAAUGAUCCUAGGUUCAUCAGUGCUCAUCUCAUCCCAGAGAGUGACAACCCUGAAGAUGACAAAGUAUAUUUUUUCUUCCGAGAAAAUGCAAUAGAUGGAGAACAUUCUGGAAAAGCCACUCAUGCUAGGAUAGGUCAGAUAUGCAAGAAUGACUUUGGAGGACACAGAAGUCUUGUGAAUAAAUGGACAACAUUCCUGAAAGCACGCCUGAUUUGCUCUGUGCCAGGUCCCAAUGGCAUUGACACGCAUUUUGAUGAAUUGCAGGAUGUAUUCCUAAUGAACUCUAAAGAUCCUAAAAAUCCAAUUGUCUAUGGAGUGUUCACAACAUCAAGCAACAUCUUUAAGGGAUCUGCUGUGUGUAUGUACAGCAUGAGCGAUGUAAGAAGGGUGUUCCUUGGCCCAUAUGCUCACAGAGAUGGUCCCAACUAUCAGUGGGUGCCUUACCAAGGAAGAGUCCCUUAUCCACGGCCAGGAACUUGUCCCAGUAAAACAUUUGGUGGAUUUGACUCCACAAAGGACCUUCCUGAUGAUGUCAUAACUUUUGCAAGAAGUCAUCCAGCCAUGUACAACCCAGUGUUUCCUAUUAAUAAUCGCCCAAUAAUGAUCAAGACAGACGUAAAUUAUCAGUUCACACAAAUUGUUGUAGACCGAGUGGAUGCAGAAGAUGGCCAGUAUGAUGUUAUGUUCAUUGGAACAGAUGUUGGAACUGUUCUUAAAGUGGUUUCUGUCCCCAAGGAGACUUGGCAUGACCUAGAAGAAGUCCUUCUGGAAGAAAUGACUGUCUUCCGGGAACCAACAACUAUUUCAGCAAUGGAGCUUUCUACUAAACAGCAACAACUGUACAUUGGCUCAGCCGCUGGAGUGGCACAGCUUCCUCUACAUCGCUGUGACAUUUAUGGAAAAGCCUGCGCAGAAUGCUGCCUUGCUCGGGACCCUUACUGUGCCUGGGAUGGGUCAUCAUGUUCGCGCUAUUUUCCUACUGCAAAGAGGCGCACAAGACGACAAGAUAUAAGGAAUGGAGACCCACUGACUCACUGCUCGGACUUGCAGCAUCACGAUAAUCAUCAUGGGCACAGCCUUGAAGAGAGAAUCAUCUAUGGAGUAGAAAACAGUAGUACAUUCUUGGAAUGCAGUCCGAAGUCACAGAGAGCCUUGGUAUAUUGGCAAUUUCAGAGGCGAAAUGAAGAUCGAAAAGAGGAGAUCAGAGUUGGUGAUCAUAUCAUCAGGACAGAACAAGGGCUCCUGCUUCGUAGCCUGCAGAAGAAGGAUUCAGGCAAUUACCUGUGUCAUGCCGUGGAGCACGGAUUCAUGCAAACUCUUCUUAAGGUGACCCUGGAAGUCAUCGACACGGAACAUUUGGAGGAACUUCUUCAUAAAGAUGAUGAUGGAGAUGGUCCUAAGACCAAAGAAAUGUCAAGCAGCAUGACACCCAGCCAGAAGGUCUGGUACAGAGACUUCAUGCACCUCAUCAACCACCCCAACCUGAACACAAUGGAUGAGUUCUGUGAACAAGUAUGGAAAAGGGACCGAAAGCAACGCCGACAAAGGCCGGGGCACUCUCAAGGGAAUAGCAACAAGUGGAAGCACGUGCAGGAGAGCAAGAAGGGUAGAAACAGGAGGACCCACGAGUUUGAGAGGGCACCCAGAAGUGUCUGAGCUACGCCACCUCCCAAAACCUCAAACAAGUACAAACUUGCUUAGAUAAUAACUGGAAAAAAUGCAAUACACAUGAACAUUUCAUGGCAUUAUGUGGAUGUUUACAAUGGUGGGAAGUUCAACCGGGUUCCACCAAUUUAAGUCCGUGAGGAACUUGGCCAGCAGGCUUCCUUCAGAAUACCAAUGCCUGACAGAGAACACAGGUGAGCGUAGAUGUUCAAGUUCGCCGACUUAGUGUUUCCUCUGAGAGUUCAUUUUGCUUUCUUCUUUGCCUGAGAAAUAAAAAAAUGUCAUUUGCCAUACUGCCAUCAAAAGGAGAAAAACUGCAUCAGCAAAGCCAUUUUAUUGAAGCGAGAGUUGAAAAUAAACUGCAUGGAUUUAGUAAGCAGAUGAAUAUUCCAAAACGUGAUUGGAUUCGAGGAUGUUUUGUCUACCAGCACUCGUGUUUGUAUGUACUGGAGGAGUAAAAUAAGGAGAGUGAAACUGAGUGGAAUAGUCUGUGGAGAUAUAAAAACAUACACCAUCCAUCAUCCGGAAGAGUAAUGGAGUACACUGAUCUACUACUGAUGUCUUCUUUCAGCUUUGAUCUAAAGAUGUAUUUUAUUAAAGCUAUAAUUUAAAUGUACCAUGGCAAAUAUGCAGUAAAGAUUAGCUGUUUUCUAAGCUAGAGUAGGUUUUGUCUUGCAGUUACCAUGCUAUAUUGUUUGUUUAAGAAUUCUAACUGUGUGCUGCUUUUUCACGUUGUGUUUUCAGUUCUGUAAGAGGCAGUAUAUCACUUUAGAUCCAUACUCACUAUUAACUAUUACUUACUGACACCAAGAAUUAUGUUCUUCCCCUUUGAAGAAACCAAACAGAUGGAAGGUUAUCACCCUGACUUGUAAAGGUAUUAUUAAAGUUAACUCUCACAUACGUAAUGUUUUAGCCAACCAAAAAUUAAGACAGCACAAAAAAGAAGAAAAGAAUCAUUAGAGGCAUCCUGAAGGAUCAAGUGCAAAACUAAAAGAGCCAUGUGUCUCAUGAAAAGAACAUUGUCUUAACAGAGUGUUAAUAAAUUAAGUCUUUUGGUC
Molecule: messenger RNA, 3546 nt
Organism: Apodemus sylvaticus (European woodmouse)
Lineage: Eukaryota; Metazoa; Chordata; Mammalia; Rodentia; Muridae
Gene: Sema3a
Product: semaphorin 3A
Exons: 18
Coding region: 161-2479 (772 amino acids)
Biological process (GO): motor neuron axon guidance; semaphorin-plexin signaling pathway; negative regulation of axon extension involved in axon guidance
Molecular function (GO): semaphorin receptor binding; neuropilin binding; chemorepellent activity
Source: RefSeq, a predicted model, not a curated record